Messenger RNA from Haplochromis burtoni (Burton's mouthbrooder), 10501 nucleotides. RefSeq names its product RAR-related orphan receptor A, paralog a (gene roraa). The record is from RefSeq and is a predicted model, not a curated record. Gene Ontology annotation, molecular function: nuclear receptor activity; zinc ion binding; RNA polymerase II cis-regulatory region sequence-specific DNA binding. Lineage: Eukaryota; Metazoa; Chordata; Actinopteri; Cichliformes; Cichlidae. The transcript has 10 exons. Gene Ontology annotation, cellular component: nucleus. The coding region runs from base 2229 to 3635 and encodes 468 amino acids. Gene Ontology annotation, biological process: regulation of transcription by RNA polymerase II.
UCUAUUUUGCUGUAGCAUUUAACUUUGUUUUCUUUUCUUUUCUUUUGCGAGGAAACAAAUAGGUUUUAUUAGAAGCACGGCUAUUUCAUUUUCAUGGUUAUUUUAUGAACCUCUCUCUCUUGUCAGAAGCUAUUCGUCACAUUCACGCUGCAGAAACAUAAUGUAGAAAGCAUGCAUUCCUUUCAGCUCUCUCCUGAUGCUCAGGUUGGAGUACUGUAUGGGUGUUGUCCUUCUCUAUGUCCCUGCUAUCAUAUUGUGCUUGUUUGUUUCCCCUUAACGGUACCUCGGUGUUAUGUCCCAGUGUGUCGCGCCGUGCUCGGUUCCAGAGAGUCUGAUGCAGCAGCCAGUUUCUGAGAGACAACCACAGAUAGUGACAGUUAAACCUGCUUGUGCGUGGGCCUUCGCCCUCUGACUCAUCUGUUGAACUUUGAAGAUCUUGCGGGGAGAUGCCUACAUCAAAAUGAGAGGACUGUACCUUCUGUUACAUCAUAUUGUUUCGAAUAGUUUGCCAUGCAUGCGUGUCUGCAUCUAGUUUGUAUACCAGGCACGCUCCAUUUGAUUCUAUCAGCCUCUGAAUGAUAUUUUGCUCAUUAGACAGUGUGCAAUAAGAGACCAGUGUUGACACAACCUGAGUUAAUGUGUUUAGAGACUCUAAUGGAUCAUAGAGGUGCUAAUGAAACAUUGUCAUGGGAAGAUUUAUGUUGCAAGCUGCUGAGUUCUCAUUUCCAUUUUAUAUGUGGUUAGAUGUACCUUUAUUCAAUGAGCAGUACACAGCGGAAGACACCAAAUGAAUAUAGAUAUUUCAAGUGUAACGUGGGAAUAAAUAAUUCAAUUUCAUGUUGCAACUGCUUUGUUAAGCAGUCGUAACAGGAGGCAAUUCUCUAUAAUUCUGUGGCGUGGAUACAGUGGGGUUAAUGAAAGGUUUAGCAAAAUGAAACAAAUAUAGAGAAGUUGGGAAAACAAGGGUGUAAAAUUCACAUUUCUACAUGUGAAAUAUUGACUUUGUAAAAAAAAAAAAGUAAAAAAGAAAUGUAAAAAAAAAAAUCACUAGUUCAUUUUUUAGAUGUGAAAUAUUGCAGUGUUUGAAACCGAAGCUGUGUGAUGUUUGUCUUCAGACAAGAUGAUACCAGCACCAGCUUAUUCGUGGAAAUGCCAAAUGGUUAUUGGCCAAGGCUGGAUUGCAGUAAAACCAGAAUAUUGUAUCAGAGAGAGGCAGCUGGUUAGGAGUCAGAACAGAUUAUCAUAUGAGAGAGGAUGAGUGAGGAGGAGGAGGGGAGGAGAGGAUCGGAGAGAGAGAGAGAGAGGGAGAGGUAGAGACUGGAAUGGAAAGCAGGGGGCGAGAGUGAGGGGCAAAAAGGAGGACGAGACGGAGAAGUGAUACCAAGAAACUCAUCGCCUGGUCGCGAUGGGGUGGGGGGGAUCAUCCAAAAGCCUUCCGUCAGUAUCUAUAUCGCCUACUUCACCUGUCUGAAGGGGUGUGUGUGUGUGUGUGAGAGAGAGAGAGAGAGAGAGAGAGAGCUGCAUGCAGGUCCUCUGAGAGGUCAGAGGAAGAUGCUGAGGCUCCACUCAUCUUCUCUCUGUGAUGGGCCCACUGCUGCUUGCCGACAUCUGGCCUCACACUGAUCACUCAUAUCUACAGACAGGGAGGUGGAGAAGAGCGGGGCACUUGUAUCACCAAGUCACAGAAAAAAUUACACUUCCUCUGUCAUCCAUUCUCACUGCUCUCUUUUCUUUUCUUCUUUUCUUUUUUGAGUCACCAGUUGUUGUCUUCCUGUCCCUCCUCUCUUUUCUUAGCCUUCACAUUGCACAGUUUUAAAGGCAAAACAAAAGCACAAGGUGCAGAACCAGAAUGUGAUUUUUUUUCUCUCUCUUUUUUUAUGCGAGAGCUGGUUUUGUCUUUACCCUUGCACUAAAAAGAUAAGACGCAGAUAGUUAAGAGUGUGCUGUGUCUAGCAAAGCUGGUAUACACGGCUCCGACUGCAAUCAGUGGGAAGAGGGCCAGCUUCCCUGCCUGAGCUCUCAGCGCCCCUACUGGCUGCAUGCUGUGCCAAUCAAAGGCUAGUGGGUGGGGAGCAGUCAGACAUGAACACUGAUGUCACAGUCACAUGGAUUCUGGUGUGGUCAUGCUCGGAGGCUGAGAGACAGAGCUGUGCUGGCCAGCUGCUGCUGAGACAGCAGUGGAGGGCUUUGCGCUGGUGAUAGUUCUUCUCUUAUGGACUCGAAGCUCAAUGAUGUAUUUUGUGAUUUCAGCUAUGAAAGCUCAAAUCGAAAUAAUUCCCUGCAAGAUCUGUGGAGACAAAUCAUCAGGCAUCCAUUACGGCGUGAUAACAUGUGAAGGCUGUAAGGGCUUUUUCAGGAGGAGUCAGCAGAGCAAUGCAGCUUACUCCUGUCCCCGUCAGAAGAACUGCUUGAUCGACCGCACAAGCCGCAACCGCUGCCAGCACUGCCGGCUGCAGAAGUGCCUGGCAGUGGGCAUGUCACGAGAUGCAGUGAAGUUUGGUCGGAUGUCAAAGAAGCAGCGAGACAGCCUAUACGCUGAGGUCCAGAAGCACCGGCUGCAGCAGCAGCAACGUGACCACCAACAACAGCCUGGGGAGGCGGAGCCACUCACACCUAGCUACGGCCUCUCUGCCAGUGGCCUCACGGAGCUUCACGAUGACCUCAGCGGCUACAUGGAUGGUCAUACUCCUGAUGGCAGCAAACCAGACUCGGCUGUCAGCAGCUUCUACCUGGACAUUCAGCCAUCUCCUGACCAGUCAGGCCUGGACAUCAACGGCAUCAAGCCGGAGCCCAUCUGCGACUUUGCCCCAGGCUCUGGCUUCUUCCCCUACUGCUCCUUCACCAAUGGAGAAACCUCCCCCACCGUGUCCAUGGCUGAACUAGAACACCUGGCCCAGAACAUUUCUAAGUCACACAUGGAGACAUGUCAGUAUCUGAGAGAGGAGCUGCAGCAGAUGACCUGGCAGGCUUUCCUGCAAGAGGAGGUGGAGAGCUACCAGAACAAGCCCCGGGAAGUCAUGUGGCAGCUGUGCGCUAUCAAAAUAACAGAGGCCAUUCAGUAUGUGGUGGAGUUUGCCAAGCGCAUCGACGGCUUCAUGGAGCUGUGUCAGAACGAUCAGAUAGUGCUGCUGAAAGCAGGCUCUCUGGAAGUUGUGUUUGUCAGAAUGUGCCGUGCCUUUGACACGCAAAACAACACAGUGUAUUUUGAUGGAAAAUAUGCUGGACCUGAUGUGUUCAAGUCAUUAGGCUGUGACGACUUGAUCAGCUCCGUCUUCGAGUUUGGGAAAAACUUGUGUUCUAUGCACCUGUCUGAGGAUGAGAUCGCCCUGUUCUCCGCCUUUGUGUUGAUGUCUGCUGACCGGUCCUGGCUGCAGGAGAAGGUGAAGGUGGAAAAACUCCAGCAGAAGAUCCAACUGGCCCUCCAGCACGUCCUGCAGAAGAACCACAGAGAGGACGGUAUACUUACAAAGUUGAUAUGCAAAGUGUCGACACUGCGGGCGCUGUGCAGUAGGCAUACAGAGAAGCUUACAGCUUUCAAAGCAAUAUACCCAGACAUUGUGCGUGCCCACUUCCCCCCGUUAUACAAGGAGCUGUUUGGAUCAGACUUUGAGCAGUCCAUGCCCGUUGACGGGUAGCAACCCUGCCAGGUGCCAGUGUGCCCACCGUAGGGGAAUGUGGAGGAGGAAUCUGAGACACUUUACUGGUGCCCUGCACACACCAGAGCGGACAGAUGGCACGCUGUUCAACUUCUUCUUUUACAUUGGAGGGUAGGGCUUGGGGAGUUGAUUGUCAAGGUUUACCAUAUUGAAUCUAGUUCUCUUUGUAAGAAUUGUGGGACCCGACACCCCACGGGACAUGAAGAGGAGAUAGGAACAAAUCAUUUCUGUUUGGUUGAACUUGACCCUCUUAUGCGCUUUUCUAACCCAAUUCUCUUCAUUCGUCGUUGUUUUCACUUGAUUAACUGCAUCACCCCCUAUCAUUCUCCCUUUUUUUUUUUUUUUUUUUUAUCUGCACACCUGGCUUCUAAUCAUUAUGAACAAUUAAUGAGACACCUUUGAAGAAAAAGAAAAGAAAAGCUGAAGACCUCUUCAUUUAGAGGAUGACCACAUCAGUAUUAUUUCCCAGGUUACACUCCCGUAACAGUUCUGCUUUCUUUCCAUGGUCAAAGCUGUCACCUUUUUACGCAGAAAAAGUGACAACAACAACAACAACAAACAAAAAAAAGAUAAACGCGCACACUUUGGUCAAGUUCAGCCUCUUUUCUCUUGUGCUCAAGCCGUAUCGUUUGGGAUGACGCAGUGCUUGGGAUGAAAACUCACGGCGACUUCGAGGGAGGUUCCAUUGGCAUGGCGUUGCAAUCGGCACUUCUCUGUGGACAAUCGUUUAAAAGAGAGAGAGAAAAAAAGAAACCUAGAAUUCUGGUAAUUCUAAUGAAAACGCAAUGAUUUAAGUUGUCAAAGACUCCAUCCACCAUUGUUGCAUAGUGAAACCAUGUAAGGCCAUCUGCUAUUAAUCCUUCUCUGGACAGGUGCCCUGGAGAAGCACAGGGCGCCAAUACAAUGAAAAGGGUCCAUUCCACCUGUUUUAUAAUGUACUACAGGGUAUAUGGUCAUAAGUACUUACUAUACAGAAAAAAGUAAUGUUUAUAGAAUCUAUUUUAAAUAACAUGUAUGAUAUUAGUAGUUAGACCAUUCUUAAUUGUUGAAUUGAUAAGGCACUUUUAUUUACACCGUUCUUUAAUUUAAGACUUGUAUAUUUACCUAGUGAUGUGUUGCAUGUGCACAAGAAAUACAAGUUGAAUCAUGGAUGCAGAGGUUAGUCCCGGGAGCUGCAGAUGUUACUGGUCUACUGGAAGCGUACGGGAUGUCUGUUAGGGUGGCUGGCGUGGCUGCCGGUUGGCGAACAAAAGAGGCGUGGAUGAGAAGGCAGGUUAAAGACACUCCGUCGCUUGUUUUCGCAACAACUGCCAGUGCGACGCCUGUCAAAAUGUAGCUGUGAUACUCCUCUGAGGGGAGCAUGCACAAACAUAAAAAAUAAUACAAAAAAACAAAACAAAACAACCUCGCGGUGAUGUUUUGUUUUUGUUGUGAACAGAUCUGGAUUUCAUGGCAUCUGUUUCAAGUUUUUGAAAAUACAAGAAAACUGAGGUGUGCUCGGGUGACAGAUUUUGGGGAUUUUUUUUUUUUUACUAAACAUUUGCUUCUCAUUGUACUGUGAAAAUCUGUACAUUUUUCUUUAAGGCUAUAAAUCAACCCAAAUAGCCAUGUGGUUGGACUGGGAAACUCACAUGCAGUCUCUAAUCCAAUUGUUCCAUCUAGUGGAAGAUAAAGAUACAGCAAGCGAGUUAACAGCCUAAUGGCAAGAGACCCCGGGGUCUAACCUAAAAAGCACAUUUACGAGCCUCUGUAAGAACAUUUUCAGCGUCUUUAUCUGCCUUCUCACCGCAGUCUCAGCCCGGCAAAGCCACGACAGGACACAGAAGAAACAGUGAAGGGAAAGUGAAUAUUCAAAGCCUUGUCUGGUUGUAAAGCUUCUAUUUUUGUAACUUGUUUUGGUUAAUAAACUCACGAAAGAGAACGAGGGAGAGAAAAAGAUGUCAGGUAGCACUUAACUAUAUCCCUGCAAUAAUUAGACUAGCCGUUGUUCGUAUGAUUAGGGGAGAAGCAUAAAAAUGGUAGGACAAGUGCUAUUUUCAGAAUGCUUUGUUGUUGUGCUUCUGUUUUUGUUGAGUGCGUCUUUUUUGUCAGUGUGGUAGUAAAGUGGUAGAAAAAAGAAAAAAAAGAAACAACCCUGGAUGUGCCAAACAAUAGUCGUUGCUUCCGCUUUUCCAGUCUACUCGUCUAUAAUGUAGAAUGGAUUCCUAAGACAUUCCAGCAAUCUCAGUAGCGGCUUUUAGAAAAAUCGUUAAGAACAAAAAAAAAAAAAAGAACAAAAAAAAGAGAAAAGACUAGAAAAAAAUGAUAUCCCUUUAGAAACCCGACAAAGCAUGUUAACACAUCUGUCACCAGUCUGUCUGUAACAUUGAAUCCAGUUGUUUUGUCUUUUUGUUUGUUUGUUGUUGUUUUCCUUUUGUUUGCACACUAUCAUUCCUCUACCGUGCAAUUUGCGCGAGGCGUUAAUGCCUUGCGCUGUCACCCCUCAGGGAAGAGUUUCUUCUGUGCUUUUCUGUUUGAAUUCAUUAGAUUUAUAGUUUAGUAGAUAUUUUUUCUUUCUAUCGUUCUCUCUUUUUUUUUUUCAGGGACGUUCCAUGAGAAGUGGUUGAAAAUUCCGAUUUGAAAAUUCAUCACAGAGUUGUUCAGAAUUUCACAUUAUUGGUGUCCUUAAAGGGCCUCCAGCCAAGUCGAUUAAUGAAAGCAAAUCUUCUUUGUAAAAGAAAAACCCAUCAAACCCCAUCGCAUUUACAAAGUGUAGUUUUUCAGUACACGGCAUAUUUCUUUCACGCACACAAAAUAAUUUAAAAAAAAAUCUGUUUUGGUUUAAAACGGUGUCAUCAGGGUCUUUAUGAAUAAUAACCCUCUUUGUUAGGAAACCAAAUAUUCUUAUGCAAUACUAAAUCUGUUGUGUUUUGGGUUGUUAGUAAAUAUGCUGUACCUAAGUAAUAAUAUCUGUUAACGAUCCAAUGCUAUUUUGGAUAUGCACAAGCCCUGUACGACUAGAAAACCUCAGUCUCAAAGCAAAAGAAACCCAGUCUGGAACACUGCUAGACAAUCCGGUGUUGAGAGGCCCGGCGGCCCAGCAAGAGCAGAAAAAAGGAUUAGGUGCGAACGCUCAGGGAGGUAACAGGUAGACCGAAGAAACGGCUCGCUUUCCUCUGGAGUCGCGGAGCAUUUCGUUAACUUUUUUUUGGGGUUUUUUGGUGAAUUUAUGAGAUUUUUUUGGAAAUCUUUAAAAAGCACUCAAAUGAUGAGAGGAGCUUGGCUGAACUUUUUCUAUUUUAUUUUUAAUUAUUGGUUUUUUUUGGCGUAGCACACUGAACAUUUUGUUAGAAAAUAAUGAGAAAAUUGAGAUUUGGCUGAUUCUUUGUCAAUUCUUUUCAUUUUGUUUGUUUGUUUCUUGAAGAUUAUUAUUUCUUCUUCAAACGUUAUGUGAUCACGUAAACAAUAUUCUGUCAAAAAUGGUGAGCCUAAGGUCUACCACUAAAAAGGGGUUCUUAUCUCGUAAAAUGUGCUGUUUUGUUUUUCAUUUUAGUCGAGUAGCUGGUAAUGUGCUCUACAAUGUAUAACAAGCAAUAUGCCUUGUGUUAUAAUUACGGGUCUCUACAGUGCAGCCAUCAUCCUUUUUCAAUUGACUUUAUUCAUACAGUUGAUUUUUGUUUACUCUUUUUCUGAACAAAAAGAAGUAAUAAAGCCCCAUCACUCUAUUUUUUAAUCUUCUUAAGGUUCCGAUAGAGGGAAGAUUACAGGAAACGGUCACCAAACACACAGAUGCUUGUGUAUAACUAUAAACUACGCCUUUACACGGGCCUGAAAAGUGAUGUCUUUCUGUAUAUUCUCAUUCGAGAUAUCCCACUUUAAGCGAGGGAUCGAUGCUACUUGUGCUAUUCAAUCAGUGUAUAGUAUACAGUAAAAUGUGCUGGUCCUUUUGUCUCUGCUCUGUUGUCUGUAAAAAGCAAUAGUGUGUGCGUGUGUGUGUGUCUGUCUGUUCUCACAGUAUGUGAAUAUUUAAAAAAAAAAACCCAGACAAGGCUUUAAUAAUUACAGAGGAACAGGGUCAUGUGGAUGAAGAGGUUUUGAUCUUUUUUCUUUUUUUUUUUAACAUUUUCUAACAAAAAAGAAGCAAAGGUUUUGAGGAAUGCUGAGCUCGAUCCAUCCAUAAUAGUUGUAGAUUUUAAAAAGCAUGACAUAACGCCUUCGACAAUUCACGGGUCUCAAAAGAAAAAAUUCUUCGCUAUCAGUUUGUUGGUCCAAGCCUAAAUUGAAAUGAACCGAGCCAAAAUGUGCACUGUAGAUUGCGUCUUCGACCGUAAAUUGUGAAGACCGGCGUUAUGUCACGCUUGAGGUUGCCGGUGUGUCGCCCAGAAUUGUGAGUCAGUCGUCGCAUUUUAACAAAACCCAUUUUCCAAAGCACAGGUGAUAAGACUUUAUGAUUAAAGUUACGUUUAAGAAUAUAGUUUAAAAAUAACGAGACAAAACAAUGAAAAGCAACUUUUAGCCAUAAUCGAAUGUCAAGCAAUAAUAUAUGUCUGUGUAUUAUUUUUCAUUCUUUUGUGCAUAAUAAGUCUUUGAGAACAUCUGCAUGUAAAUACACCUCUUAUUUAUCGCCAUUGGGUUCGGUUUUAUUUUUGUGUUGAUUUUGUGGAUGUUUUCUCUUCUUUUUUUUUAUGUUUCAUCUGUACAUUUGACCAGUUCUGUUCCCAGGUGGAGAACUAAGAACUUGACACGGCCUGUGUGCUGUAUAUCUUAUUUUCUCACUCUCUCUCCCUCAUUCUCUGCUGUUUAUUCACCAUAUUUAAUAUUAUUAUUGAUCACAUGUAUAAAGGUAGCUUUGUAACUUCUGUCUGUAUAGGGUAAGAGGAAAAUACUGCUACUAAGGCCUACCCAGUGAAAAAAAAAAUUUAUCUGUUUAUCAAUGACAUCAUAUUGUACGAUAACUCUGUUUCUACUUUGCUUCCCUCCUUUAGGAUUAGUUUGAUAGCGAUAGGGCGUGCUGACAUUUAUUUUGUGUUGCCCUGAUGUGUGGUGCUAGGUAAGUUAAUUUUGUGAACCAAGUAUUGAUUCCUAAGCCAGGCCGCCCUAUUAGUUCAUUGAUUUCAUCGCAUAUUAAUGUAUUAUUGAUAUUAGGACUCAACGAAUAAUGAUAAUAAUGAUAAUGAUAAUGAUAAUAAUGAAAUUGAAAAUGAUAGUGGUAAAAUUACCCAGCCAGUACCUGUAUCAGUGUGCUAGACUUGGGAUAAGGCACUUAUUUCCUUCUGACUUAUAUCAAAGCUAGUAUCUGCGAAUUAACAAGCUUAUUAAGGUCGCUUUUCUGGUUUGUGGAAGAAUUAUAAUAUUCAAACUGAAACAGCAGUAUUGGAUUUUUUUUGUCCUUUUUCCUUUGUGUGAUUGUAAAGAAAAAAACACUCACUGAGGCUAGUUAGUUUGUCAGGUUUUAAGAUACUAUUUACCUCCCCGUGUCUGCAUUGUUCUUCACCUGAUGCAGGGAAGUGGUGCUUGGAUUUCAUUUUACAGAGCCUCGGUGUAUGCUUUUGUUAUUCCCCAUUUUAAGACUAUCCUGAUCCUGAAGCAGCGGUUUCUCCAGAACCAGUGGCACAAGCCUUUUGCACCACACUGAAGUGUUAAAAUGUACACGAGAGGAUUGCCAUUUGAAGACAAAGUUGACCUUUUUCUUUUCUCUCGACUCUGUAGCAAAUAUCAGUAAGAAUAUGCUUGCAAUAAUACACAACGUAUCACACUGAGUGCCUCUCGGUGUAACAAAAUGCAUACAUGGUUUUGAUUGUCCUUUUUUGUUGUUGUUUUUGUGGUUUUUCCAGAUGUGUACUGAAGUGACAAUGUAUUUUGUACAUGAGGGGGAAUUGUCGCUCGCUCAUGCUUAAAAUGUUUGUUUUUGUUUUGUUUUUUUUUCUCAAACUCUCUCUCUUCAUGUGUUGUUAAUUCUUUUUCGCGUGGGUUGUUGUUGAAGGGUUCCGAUGUGUAGAUGGUCUGUUUAGAGUGUACACGUCACCCCUCACGUCAUUUCGGAAACAUAACUGGGAACGUCGCUUCUCGUUGGUCGACAAAUGCUCGCAGGCGAUAUUACAGAAGUGUUCUCCUGCACAUUGUUUUGAUUUUUCUGGUCGAGCAAAAAAAAAAGAAAAAAAAAAGAACUAAACAAACAAAAAAUACCUAACAGAAAGUUCACAUUUCUUCAUUUUCUGUUAGUGUUAAAUCUACUUUUUCUUUUUUAUUUCACUGAGGAUGGAAGAUUUACUAAUGCAUUGUAUAUUAAGUAUUUGUAUGUGUUUGUAAAACAGACAUACGAUGCAUCUGGAUUUCUUUAAUGUUCUGUGUUCAAUGUGCCCUCGGUCUGUUGGGGUAAUUUAACAUAAAAAAUGGGGUGGGUGCGUGGGGGAGGGUGGAGCAAGGGUGGCUUCUUUUUUUUUUCCAUGCAAAAGCAGUACGAAUUACGGAAAAAGCCGAAACUAGUGUGUGGUUGUCACAAAUUUCUAAGUCACAUGUUUGCUACUGAUGUAAAAUGGGGACAGAUGAUCAUGUACCUUUUUAUCCAGCUCUUUUGAACUCUCUUUAGCAGGUAGUCUAUUCACAAACGUAGUUUUGCUCCUUCUUGUCUGAUUCUUAAAUAUGAAAAUAAGUAUUUUGAUUCAUUUUGUAAAUACGGCUGUAAAGAAAAAUAAGAAAUUUAAUGUUGUCUUUUAAAUACUUUUCAUUCUAAUAUGAAUGUUGUUAUAUUGUACUUAGAAACUGUACCUUUAAUAUUACCUUUAUUAAAAGUGCAUUGGACACAUCGAUUUUAGAUGUGCUUUAUGUGCUGUUAUCCCAUAAUAAAAUUUACCGCUUGUAAUGGG